AAACCUCACCGUACAAACUCACCACCCAGUAACGCUAACAACUACCUAGCUAGGUCAAAAUAGAAAAAUUCACGACGAUUAAGUCCAAGAAGAAGAACAUGGAGGAGAACCAGAAGGGGAAGCAGGGCAAGGAAGAAGUGCGGUACCGUGGCGUGCGGCGGCGGCCUUGGGGGAAGUACGCGGCGGAGAUAAGGGAUCCGUCAAAGCAAGGGUCGAGGCUGUGGUUGGGGACAUUUGACACCGCUGAAGAAGCUGCUAGAGCUUAUGAUCGUGCAGCGUUUAACUUGAGAGGUCAUCUUGCAAUUCUGAAUUUUCCUAGUGAGUAUUAUUCUCAGAUAAGGGGUUCACCACCUUAUCCACCUCAUUUAGCACCACCAUCUUCUUCCUCUUCUCAUGGUGGUGGAAGCACUUCUUCUUCUGGUGCAUAUCAUAGGCCUGUUUUCGAGAUUCCUUGUUUGGAUGAUAAGGUGUUGGAGGAUCUUCUUGGUCAGUCAGAGGAGCACAAGAAGAAAAAGAAGGGAGAAUAGUACUACCACUCUACUCUACCAUAAUUUAUCUGCUAUUUUCUUUUUCCUUCAUUAACAAUAUAUAGUAAUAACUCAACUUUAUCUGAUCUCUCUUCAGAUCUAGAAACAAGCAAAUAUUACUAUAGCCUUCGUUACCUGUGUUUGUACAAGUUUCUG
Vigna angularis (adzuki bean) is the source of this 683-nucleotide messenger RNA. RefSeq names its product ethylene-responsive transcription factor ERF098. The transcript has a single exon. NCBI's taxonomy places the organism in Eukaryota, Viridiplantae, Streptophyta, Magnoliopsida, Fabales, Fabaceae. Gene Ontology annotation, biological process: ethylene-activated signaling pathway; regulation of DNA-templated transcription. Gene Ontology annotation, molecular function: DNA-binding transcription factor activity; DNA binding. The record is from RefSeq and is a predicted model, not a curated record. Bases 99 to 527 code for a protein of 142 amino acids.